AUGAUUGAGCCCAUUGGGAACCAGUACAUUGUGUCCAGGCCAGUGUAUUCUGCAAAUGCCUUUGGGGAAGAUCACAAGAAGAAAAACAGACAUCAUAAGACAUUUCUGGAUCAUCUCAAAGUGUGUUGUAGCUGUUCCACACAAAAGGCCAAGAGAAUUGCCCUUUCUUUGUUCCCUAUAGCAUCUUGGUUACCAUCAUACCGGGUAAAGGAAUGGCUACUCAGUGACAUUGUUUCUGGAAUCAGCACUGGGUUGGUGGCUGUACUACAAGGUUUGGCAUUUGCCCUACUGGUCAAUAUACCUCCAAGCUAUGGACUAUAUGCAGCCUUUUUUCCAGUCAUAGUCUAUUUUUUCUUGGGCACUUCCAGACACAUAUCUGUAGGUCCAUUUCCAGUUCUGAGUAUGAUGUUGGGAGCAGUUGUGAUGAGAUUAGUUCCAGGAGACAAUACGAAUGAUCUGAACUUGAAUAACUCAACAAAUACUAAUUUAACACUAGAUGAGCAGAGGGUGAGAGUGGCUACAUCAGUCACAGUUCUUUGUGGAAUCAUGCAGGUGCUCAUGGGGUGUCUGCAGGUUGGAUUUGUGGUGAUCUAUCUAUCUGAGUCCUUAAUCAGUGCCUUCACCACAGCUGCCGCUGUUCAUGUUCUGGUUUCCCAGCUCAAAUUUAUGCUGCAGCUGACUGUACCAGCACACUCUGAUCCAUUUUCACUUUUCAAAGUACUAAAUUCCAUUUUCACGCAAAUAGAGAAGACUAAUAUUGCAGACCUUGUGACAUCCUUGAUUAUUCUGUUGGUUGUAUUUGUGGUUAAAGAAAUCAAUCAGCGCUACAAAGCCAAACUUCCAGUGCCCAUCCCAAUUGAACUCUUCAUGACUGUGAUUGCAACAGGUGUAUCCUAUGGCUUUGACUUCAAAAACAGGUUCAAUGUGACUGUCGUUGGGGAGAUGCCAAAAGGAUUUCAGUCCCCUAUCGCACCUGAAAUAAAUUAUUUCCAAGAGACCAUUGGAGACAGCUUCAGUAUUGCAAUUGUCGGCUUUGCAGUGGCCUUUUCUGUUGCCAGUGUUUAUUCCCUCAAAUAUGAUUACCCAAUUGAUGGAAAUCAGGAAUUAAUAGCCUUGGGAGUGAGUAACAUCUUCACUGGAUCCUUCCAAGGAUUUGCUGGCAGCACUGCCCUUUCCAGAUCAGGGGUGCAGGAGAGUACAGGCGGCAAAACACAGAUUGCUGGGCUUCUCUCUGCUCUCAUUGUGCUAAUUGUCAUUUUAGCCAUUGGAUUUCUCCUAGAGCCACUACAAAAGUCUGUCCUGGCAGCUUUAGCACUUGGAAAUCUAAAGGGAAUGCUGAUGCAGUUCACUGAAUUACAAAGAUUAUGGCGAAAGGAUAAGUAUGAUUGUCUAAUUUGGAUCAUGACUUUCAUCUUUUCCAUUGUCCUGGGACUUGGCUUAGGUCUGGCAGCUAGUGUGGCCUUUCAGCUCCUAACCAUCGUAUUCAGGACCCAAUUUCCAAAAUGCAGUACUCUGGCUAAUAUUGGAAGGAGCAACAUCUAUAAGAACAAAAAGGAUUAUUUCGAUAUUUAUGAACCAGAAGGAGUCAAAAUUUUCAGAUGUCCAUCGCCUAUUUACUUUGCAAAUAUUAUGUUUUUUAAGCAGAAACUUAUUGAAACUGUUGGUUUUAGUCCACUUCGAAUUUUACGCAAGCGCAACAAAGCUUUAAAAAAGAUCCGAAAGCUGCAAAAGAAGGGCCUACUACAGUUGACACCAAAAGGUUUCAUAUGUACCAUUGAUAGCUUUAAAGAUUCUGAUGAAGAGCUGGAUAACAAUCAAAUAGAAGAACUGGAUCAACCAAUCAAUACCACAGACCUGCCAUUCCAGAUAGAUUGGAAUACUGAUCUUCCUCUCAACAUUGAGGUUCCUAAAAUCAACAUGCAUAGCCUCAUUCUGGAUUUUUCUGCAGUGUCAUUUCUUGACAUUUCUUCAAUGAGGGGUCUCAAAACGAUUUUGCAAGAAUUUAUCAGGAUCAAGGUUGAUGUGUAUAUUGUUGGAACUGAUGAUGAUUUCAUUGAGAAACUCAAACGGUGUGAAUUUUUUAACGAUGAAGUCCAGGAUUCAAUAUUUUUCCUAACAAUUCAUGAUGCCAUUUUGCAUAUUUGGAUGAAGAGGGAUUAUAGCACUUCAAAAUUUAAUCCCACUCAGGAAAAAGAAAAACAUUUGGAUUGUACCAUAAAUACAAAUGGAGGAUUACGUAAUCGGGAAUGCCUGGUACCAGUUGAAACAAAAUUCUAA
This is a messenger RNA of Suncus etruscus (white-toothed pygmy shrew), 2277 nucleotides long. It is a transcript of the gene SLC26A3, whose product is annotated as solute carrier family 26 member 3. Gene Ontology annotation, biological process: transmembrane transport. The coding region runs from base 1 to 2277 and encodes 758 amino acids. Lineage: Eukaryota; Metazoa; Chordata; Mammalia; Eulipotyphla; Soricidae. Gene Ontology annotation, cellular component: membrane. The transcript is spliced from 20 exons. Gene Ontology annotation, molecular function: bicarbonate transmembrane transporter activity; oxalate transmembrane transporter activity; secondary active sulfate transmembrane transporter activity. The record is from RefSeq and is a predicted model, not a curated record.